ACUUAUCGCAAAUUUUAUACUAUAUUAUGUUCAUGAAAAUCAUCAAUAUCAUAUUUUUAUAUUCUUUACGCUAUAACUUUAAUUUUUCAACAAAACUAAAAUUUAAUUUAUAUACUUUCCUUUUAAAGUCUCGAAUCUUUUUCACAGUAAUUUAAACGCCAUUAUCCGUAAAUUAUGUAAUUUUUUACUAUAGAAAAAUAACAUGUUUGUACAUUUCUGCCAUUCUCCUGCUAUCAUAUAAAUAAAAGAUAAAAAAAGAGAAAAUUUACAAAGAUAUAUCACACACGCUGUAAAUGAAAAACAAAAAUAGUUUUAAGAUAAGAUUAAACACCCUAUAAUCAACGCAAGUAUUUGAACAUUCGCGCGCCCUUCGUGUUAUAGCACCACGAUGCUGUAUCUAGUAACUUUCCUUACUCUGAAAGUGUCUGUAAACUUCACUUCCAAAAAUUUCCACAAAAUUUCCAAAUAAUCUUCCACUUCUCUAUAAAUUCUAUAAACCAAAAUCAUUUACAAAAUCUCGUGCAAACUUCUUAAUCAAAAUAUCAAACAUUCUGGUGUGUAAUUUAGUGGAUCGAUUUCUGCAACGUGAUACAUGGCGCCAUCUCGUCAACGAGAACUUUGUUGCAUCGUUGCAUGUUCCAUGGCAGUAGGCGACCCUGUGUUUUGUCAGGUAGAUAGGUUGCUCGUUCCUUCUUCGAACGUGAAUUUCAAUUCGAAAAUCCGUCAAAUAAGAGGAAGUACGAUGUAUACAAUAUAUAGCGGGCACCAAAACUCGUGUCGAUCUUUUCGUUUAAAAAACGUCUCGGUCCAAGUGGGAAAAAUCGCGCGCAUGUUUUAGGUUAAACCGUACGGAGUCGGUCGAGUACAUAACAAUGCGCUGCGUGAGAAAUUCAUACGGUGAAAGUCUGUUGGACGUCGUGCAAUCGGAAUUCCGACGAAGCGAACGUUGUCGCGGGCUCUUCGCCGCUUUCUGACCGCCUUCCUCUUUGAUCGUGCGUGCAUCUCAUCGUGUGCGUUUCGUUUGCGGUGCAACAACAGCCUGGUAGGGGGCAAGAGAGGGAGAGAGACAGCGAGAAACAGAGAGGGAGAAAAAUGCCGAGGAUGCUCGAGUGGCAAUGAUUCCGCUCAAAUUUCGCCGCUGUCCAAUUUCAUAUAGGAUUUCCCCGCAUUGCACAUGCAACGAGUGACGGUAAACAGAUUCACGUUCCGACGAACAUACGCGCUCGCGGAAUGGAAAUCUAACUGCUCUCCAAACUGUUUUCCUCCAUCGAAAGGGUACUAGAAUAAUUGAACAUGGCAGAUGAUGAGGGUACAGAAUGGCUGCAAGAACUGUUGCACGAUGUUCAACUUUCACAGUUUUUCACCAGAAUAAGAGAUGACCUACAAGUCACUCGACUACACCACUUUGAUCAUGUACAACCGGAAGAUCUUGAACAGAUAGGAUUAGGAAAGCCAGGUAUUAGAAGAUUACUAGAAGCAGUGAAGAAAAAGAGGACUACACAAUGGAAGAAAAGCUUGAUGACCAAGAUCAGGCCUGGGAGUAGCACAAAAAGCAAUAAAAGAUCUUCUCAACCAGUUGAAGGUUCCUCAGUGCUAACAUGUCUCAUUCAAGAUAAAGAUGUGACACUGUCUGAUAAACUAGGUGAUGGUAGUUUUGGUGUAGUGAGACGUGGACAAUGGACUUCUCCUUCUGGUAGGAUAUUACCAGUUGCUGUAAAAGUUCUGAAGGCGGAUGCCCUGACUCAGCCAAAUGUUAUUGAAGAUUUUGUGGCAGAAGUUCAAGCAAUGCACACAUUGGAUCAUCACAAUCUCAUUAGGUUAUAUGGAGUAGUGUUAUCACAACCGAUGAUGAUGGUGACAGAACUAGCCCCUCUGGGAGCCCUGCUCGAUUAUCUGCGAAAACAGUGCAGUCAAAUUUCAGUAUUAACGUUGUGUAACUACGCUUUGCAAGUGGUCACGGGUAUGGCAUACUUAGAAGCGAAACGUUUUCUGCACCGCGACUUAGCUUGUAGGAACGUUCUUCUAAGUUCAGUGGACAAAGUGAAGAUCGGUGAUUUUGGCCUAAUGCGAGCACUGCCGCAACAAGAAGACUGUUAUGUGAUGACUGAACAUAAAAAAGUGCCGUUUCCUUGGUGUGCUCCAGAAUCUUUAAAAGCGCGUAAAUUCAGUCACGCGUCAGAUGUGUGGAUGUUUGGUGUGACAUUGUGGGAAAUGUUAACGUUUGGUGAAGAGCCGUGGAUAGGUUUAAAAGGAUCAGAAAUUCUUCGAAAAAUAGACAAGGAUGGUGAACGAUUACACGAACCAGAAGCAACACCACCAGAUAUGUACCAAUUAAUGCUUCGUUGCUGGGCUCGGGAGCCAUCAGAGCGACCAACCUUCGCUUCUCUAAAAUCUUCUCUCACAGGAAUGGUCCCAACUGUGAUGAAAGCGAUCAGUCACUUCACGAUGGCUGGCAAAAUGACCAUAGAGCAGGGUGAUCAGAUAGUCAUUUUAGACGGACGGCCGGAGAAUUAUUGGUGGAAGGGUCAGAACCAGCGAAGUUUUCAAAUUGGGCUUUUCCCUCGUUGUUUUGUCGAUCCUAUGAGACGAAAACAGCGUGAGGACAUCAGCAAGCCGUUGGAGAAUUCUUUUAUCCAUACUGGUCAUGGUGCACCGUUUGGUAAAAGUUGGGGUAGUCCUAUUUACAUCGACGACGUGUAUCUUCGAAAUCCUAUGGAGCCACCUGACGUCGUUGGAGUAACUGUUCCUCCAGAUAGUCUCGUGAAGGAUAAAUACUGCGGUACACCAAGAUCGCGAAAACAGUUUAAUUAUACAAAAUUACAGAAUGAUAUCGGAGCUAGUCCUGUGAAAACGUUGAACGCCUCUGUUCCUAGUAGCAGUCAGGAGGGCAGUUUGAUAGAUCUGUCUCCAGAGGAGAUGGUGAACACGAGUGAGGCGCAAUCGGACACUGCCUGUCGACGAGUCGUCAAUAUCCUUGACGAGCCUAUUGACGAUUUGGAACGGCAACAACAGACGAGUUGGCAGGACGAGGAUCCUCGAACUUAUGCCAACUUCCCUGGCAACGUCGACCCGGCUUAUUCAGAUCCGUUCGAUACUUCCUCGGUAUUUAUGAAGCUGCCUCAUUCGAGAUAUUACAGUCACGUUCCCUCCGACGUGAGUAGUAGGUAUUUCAAGACACAAACGUAUGGAAACGUACAAAAUCAGGACGUUGGCGGUAGCAGCCAGGACAGUACAAAUUAUUUCACACCAGAAUCCGGCUCAGAUGUGAACCAUUAUUCCCUUAAUCUGAGCAAGGAGAGUAGAAAUGAUAGUAUCAAUCUGAACGUGAACGUGGACACGGAGGAAAAUAAUGCAUAUAGUCAGAAUCACUAUAGUGAGAUCGAUAAGCCUAGUCCACCUAUGGCAAAUUGGUCUAACUGGCCCGAGGAUAUACAAAGUGAAGCGCAGACAUACGUGAAUGUCUCUAGUCGGAACUUGCAGACCUCCGAUGCGCCUCCUCCUCCACCUGUGGCUCCCAACGAGAGUCCUCCGAAACCAAAAUCGAAUCACGACUUGGCCCAAAGUUUGAAUGAGCUAACAAUUAAUUCUUGCAACGUUUCUCCUAAAAAGUUGGACCCUACUUUCCUAGCUGAGCUGGAGAAGCAUUUAGGUGAGAAGGAAGCGAGCAAGAACAUGAUCACCAGCCAACAGAAUCCAGAUUCGUCUGAUCCGUAUGCGUCUGUUAAUAAAUUACAAGAUAGUACAAUUCCAGCAUUAAGGCCUCCACCUCAGACUAUCAAACGUAAGUCUCCUCAGAUGGACUAUAGAAGCACCAAUCUACCUAGCAAGGUUCAGAAUUCGUGGCCAUCGAAAAGUACGAACAUACAGCAGCCUCCCAGGUCGCAGCCUGAACAACGCUUAGAAACGGCAACAGAACAGAUGGUGGGUCAAAUCUGGCAGCAGUCUCAAGCUCAGCAGCAUAGUGCCUAUAGUACUGCUCAGGGUAAUCUGAAUCUGUUGCAAAUAGCUCCUAGCAAUGUGUCCAAGCCAACGUUUAACCACGCACAGAACUCGCUACCGACGGCAAACCAGGCUAGCCACUUUCCAAAUCCCACAUUACCAACUGGCAGUCAUGGGAUAACGCAGAUUCAAAAUGAUCUUCACCAAGCACACUCCAGUAACGUUUCAAAGCCUCCAAAUGUGGUGUUUUCGGAACAAGUGUACGCAGAGUUGAAACAGACUGUACCAAACCUAGACCAACUGUCUCAAAACGAGUUUAACACGCUAUACAACAAGACAGUGCAGCAGAAUAUUCUAAGGAACUAUUAUGCAGCUAGUACGUCGGGUGCAGGUGAUUCAGCCAGCAAUCUAAGUCAUAGUCACUACUUGGAGGGAGCUGCAGCCAGCUCCCAGGCUCGUUCUGGUCAGUCUACGAGGAAUAUUUUUGGUCAAGGUCAUCCCUGUGACUUUAGUCCUCAUCUGAAGCAGCCUCCGGUAUACAAUCCUCCGCCUCCAGCAACGUGGAGUCCCAUGAAAUCGGUUCAAAACGAUCUUGGACAAGGCCAGACUGCAAUGAAGUCCAAUUUAGCUAGCAAUUUGGCUAACAGUCCCAAUCUACUCCAGCUCACGCACACUAACCAGCCUCAAGAGGGCGCCAUGACGCUGCAAGCAUCCUCGACGAGAUGUCUGCCUCCUCAGAUGACAGAGACGGUCGUUAAUACUCAAUUAGCCCCCUCCACAUCCGCGUACCCCUCUGGUGUCAGCCCCCCAUUGACCGCGGCCUCUCAACAGCUGGUCAUGUCCCUCAACGAUGAAUUUCGAGCGAACAAAGUAAUGAAGGUGCAGAGAGAGGCAGCUGAUGCAUCACAACAGGAAAUACUCACCGCGCUACAGGCAACUGGCUGGGACACCAAUCAAGCGGCCAAACAGAUCCUGAAAGACAGGCAGGCGAAGAUCGAAUCCCUUUUUAGAUUGGGCUUGGCAGAUCGACAACAGUGCGAGGGUGCUCUGAAGCAGACUGAAUACGAUGUAGAUUUAGCGGCUUCCCUUUUGUUAGAUCAGGUCAAAUGAAGCCAGAUAUUAAAAGCGAGCGCGCUCUUAUUGAAGAUAUUGUAAAGUAACUAUAGCAGUAAAUAUAGGUAUAUGUAUUUAUAAA
Messenger RNA from Bombus pyrosoma, 5134 nucleotides. RefSeq lists its product as uncharacterized. Lineage: Eukaryota; Metazoa; Arthropoda; Insecta; Hymenoptera; Apidae. The transcript has 4 exons. Bases 1294 to 5049 code for a protein of 1251 amino acids. Gene Ontology annotation, biological process: protein phosphorylation. Gene Ontology annotation, molecular function: ATP binding; protein tyrosine kinase activity; protein binding. The record is from RefSeq and is a predicted model, not a curated record.